This is a messenger RNA of Rhipicephalus sanguineus (brown dog tick), 3248 nucleotides long. RefSeq lists its product as uncharacterized. Lineage: Eukaryota; Metazoa; Arthropoda; Arachnida; Ixodida; Ixodidae. Gene Ontology annotation, molecular function: zinc ion binding. The record is from RefSeq and is a predicted model, not a curated record. The coding region runs from base 837 to 2270 and encodes 477 amino acids. The transcript has 4 exons.
CCCUCGGGUCGACCGCUCAAUAGACCGAUCCCACCAGCCGAUCAGCGCAUGCGCCGGUUUUCCGGAGUUGCCCCGCCGCCAUCUUAGUUGUAGUCAAUCGGUCAACCAGACUACAGCGACUACGCAGUGGCCGCCGCUUUUUCAGUACUGCGCCGGAGCUUCGCGGACGUCUCUCCGAUUUCACCAGCAAGAAAAAGUCGUCAUUUACCAGAGAGCUGCAGGUUCGUGUGGUUGGAGGACGGCAUCGCCUAGAAAACUGCAUUCUUGCGGUACAGUAAUGCAUUGGCUGCAUUUUUAAAUAAUCAAUAUUCUUUUCAUGGAUUGCGUUUUUAUUAUGGCUUUUGUCAUGGUCCUGCGUUAUUUCAUUGCAGUUAUUUUUUUUUCGUUGUUAUAGCCCUGUUGUUUAUGGUCUUUGUAAUUUCUACUUCGCUAAGCUUUUUUCUCUUAAGAGUAUUUACUGUGUGCAGUAUGUGCAACAGUGAAGAUUAUCUCAGCACUAGUAAAGUGCAGUCCCUGUCAUGGGAUUACUAUCAUGUGACUAAAGAUUUGGUACUGGUAAGGUCCUGAAAACAGGGCGAGCGAUUUCUUCUCUUUUCUUCUCAUGAGAACUACUGCUGCGUUUCAUUGUUUUUUGUGCUUUUUUGCAUGAUGCUACCACACCAACUAGUCCACACGUCGUUACUACUACUCAUCGGGUACGAGCAUCAUGCAGUGGAGGCAUAUUAUGUUAUUAAUACGUGCAGCUGGUUCAUUGGCCUGGCUUCUGCGUGGACAACGGGCACCGACUGUCUGACACUGCCCGGGGUUCUUUUAUAGACUCCGUGUAAUGCUGUGCCAUGGCAUCUGUAUUACACAACCACAACAGUCAAGGGUGGACCUGCAAAACAAGCUCCCUGAACCCAUACUUUGGAAAGGAGCACAUUGUCAGGUACACUGAAAGUAAAGGCGCUAGAAAACAUCGAGAUGCUGGCCUGCGGCUUUUCACAUCAGGCCACCUGCAAAAGUUGGUGUUUUCAACUGAAGACACCGCAGAGACCGUGGUGAAGGCACAAGUUCUGGCAUCCAUGGCAACACGGACAGUGUACAGUGUUGGGGUGAAGUUGCUUAAGUGUGAUGGGGAGCUUGUCAGUGGCAGCUGCUCAUGUGUUGCUGGGAAAGGUGGUGUCUGCAAACAUGUUUGCUGCGUUUUGUACGGGCUGAUGCACAUUGCGCAACAUGAUCUCACUGAAGUACCAAAUGCCAUUGCAUGCACUGAAGGUGAACGGCAGUGGUACAACCCGCGGGAUCCAAAAAAAGUGACUGAGCAAUUUCAACAGAUUGUAUUCUCCAAGGACACCACUGAAAAAAUCAGUGAUGCACCAAGGCUUCACAAAAAACGAGCAGCCUACUCAUGCUUGAGAACACAAGACUCGAAUCUGUCAACACUGAGCCUCAUAAACUUGCAUGGAAACUUCAAAGAAUGUGGGCUCGAUUGCUUCGCAGACGUACUUGAAGCAAAUGACUUUCUUCCCGAAAAACAAAGAAAAGUUGAGAGCCCCGCUACCGAAGAUGUGGCUGGGCUACCUUUAAGGUGGCUGGAGCGAGCCAAACAGGGGAAUGCUUUGCUGUCAUACACAGACGAAGAAGUUACAGCCGUAGAGGCAGCCACACGACUGCAAAGUGCUUGCCUCCUUUGGCAUAUGUAUAGGGAGGGUCUGAUCACUGCAUCUGUAGCGCAUAGAGUUUACACAUGGGUCAGGACGUGCCAAACCAAAAUGGGGCCGCAUGAUCCCCGACGUCUCAUCGCAGCAGUGGUUGGGAAAAAGAAAGGCAGGGCAACAUUUGCCAUGAAGAGAGGCCUGCUGUGUGAGCCUGAAGCCAGGAAAGCCUUUCAGGACAAAAAUGACAGCCACGUGGAGCUUGAGGUGACUGAAACUGGCCUCUUCCUCUCUCGUCAUCACGCUUUUCUAGGUGCAAGCCCAGAUGGGCUCGUGAAGUGUAAAUGUUGCGCACCACGGCUGCUUGAGAUCAAAGUGCCCCUAAAAAUUCAAGAUUUUGCCAAAAGGCAGUUGCGUGCUGGGGAACUAAAAAAAAGUAGUGGCUAUUAUACUCAGGUGCAAGUGCAGAUGGGUGUGACUGGUCUGAACACCUGCGUGCUGUUUGUUUACAGCAAGGAAGAGUGCCGACAAAUCUCCGUGCCAUUUGACCAGAGUUUCUUCACGGAAUUCAUAGAACGUUGCAAAUUUUUUACUUCCAGCUACUUGCUUCCCUACAUUUCCAGUAACUGGUAAAGUAAAGCUAGAAAAUGUUUUCAAGCUUGUGCGUGUGUUCUGUCAUACCAUAAAUACUUCAAGCCAGUAGAAGUAGCCCACCAGAGUUUUGCUUCUGUGCCUGUAAAUUGCCUUUUCUACAACAAAGAUGUUUAUGUAUGAGGUUUGUGCAUUUUUGUUCUGCGUUAACAAGAACAGUCUACCCUCUUUCUUUGUACAUCAUUCACGUGCAUAACUUGACCACGCUGGGGAAAAAUAGUACAAAUGAGCGUGAGGCCCUCCAGUGUGAAGCGUCUGUGUGCUUCAUGCUAAUUUCGCGGAGGCAUAGGCUUGCUUAUUUAUGCCAUGAAGCACACGAAACUGCACCACUGGCGUUAUUGUUGCUACUAAUAUUCACACCAUUAUGGCUUGCGUGCUACUGUAAGGGCCGGCCUUGCUCCAAAACAGCAACUUAUGUGGAAUUUAAAAAAAUUCUCGGGGCACCUAAGCUUGCUUACGUACUGUGGAGGUAAAAAGCCUGGUGAUACUUAUUAACUGCUUCUUUACUGAUAGGGUAUUUGUGUUAUUUGUGUCUGUCUUCAUUGCCACUUUGUUCAAUGUAAUGUUACAUUGACGGGCUCUUUUACUGCUGCAUUGUCUGUACUUCUCUUUUCGCCUUCAUUUUGAAUUAAUUCAAGGUGAAUUAAACAAGCAGACCGGUAACACAUGCCACAGCUUUCCAUGAAUCAGUGUUUUGUGGGACAGCGAGGCACCUGCUCACGUGUCACUUGGCAUGAGCUAUUCGAACUUUUAUCCCACCACUGCUAAUGUGUAGGCCUGUGCUAUGAUGUGUUGUGACCCGCUUCUUUUAUGGCCCUACUUUUUACCCACCACUGCUAGUGUGUAGGCCUGUACUAUCAUGUGCCUUCUGGCCUGUUUUUUUUUGUUUUCCUGAAGGCCCUACACAGUUUACGGGAAGCACGAAAACAAUGUCAAAUAAACCACUGUACUGGAGCCCUA